UUGGCGCAGACGCGCUAAUCCCAUCUGUGCCGCUAGCGCGGGGUUUCAGAGUAGGGCAUCUCAUAAUCAGGUCACAUUCCGCCGAGGCGCCUCCAUCCAUCUCUCCCGAAGUCGGGAGAUCCGAGAGGGAAGGAGACAAAUCCUUGCUUUGCAAGAGGGGGAGAGGAAAAAAGACCAGGCUCGGAGAUGAGAGCCCCGGGCUGCUGUCUGGUGCCACUGCUGCUGUUGGCUCUCGCCUUGGCGGAAGGGGACAGCAAAGGGGGUAAAGACGGAGACCAUCCAGGCAAUUUUAUGGAGGACGAGCAAUGGCUGUCUUCCAUUUCUCAGUACAGCGGCAAGAUCAAACACUGGAACCGCUUCCGAGACGAGGUGGAGGAUGACUAUAUCAAGAGCUGGGAAGAUAAUCAGCCAGUUGAUGAAGCUUUGGACACGACCAAGGACCCCUGCCAGAAAGUGAAGUGUAGCCGGCACAAAGUGUGCAUUGCCCAGGGCUACCAGAGGGCUAUGUGUAUUAGCCGCAAAAAGUUAGAGCACAGAAUCAAGCAGCCUGCCCUGAAACACCAUGGAAACAAAGAAAGCUUUUGCAAACCAUGUCACAUGACCCAGCUCGCAUCUGUCUGUGGCUCGGAUGGACACACUUACAGCUCUGUGUGUAAACUGGAGCAGCAAGCCUGCCUCACCAGCAAGCAGCUGGCAGUGAAGUGUGAGGGCCAGUGCCCCUGCCCAACUGAUAUUGGCCCCACCUCCACCACAGAUGUCAAACAAGAGACGUGUACUGGGCAGGACUUAGCAGACUUGGGGGACCGUUUGCGGGACUGGUUCCAGCUCCUACAUGAGAACUCCAAGCAGAACAGUUCUGGGAACCCAGGGGCCAAUCCAGUGACUGUGCUUGACAAGAGCCUGGUGGCCAGUUGCAAGGAUUCCAUUGGCUGGAUGUUUUCAAAGCUGGACACAAAUAAUGACCUUUUCCUGGACCAGACAGAGCUUGCAGCUAUCAACCUAGACAAGUAUGAGAUUUGCAUCCGGCCCUUCUUCAACUCCUGUGACACCUAUAAGGACGGCCACGUCUCCACCGCCGAAUGGUGCUUCUGCUUCUGGAGAGAAAAGCCCCCCUGUCUCAUGGAGCUGGAAAGGAUCCAGAUCCAAGAAGCAUCAAAAAAGAAACCUGGUGUUUUCAUUCCAAGCUGUGAUGAGGAUGGAUACUACAGGAAGAUGCAGUGUGACCAGAGCAGUGGGGAGUGCUGGUGUGUUGACCAGUUUGGCAUGGAGCUGACAGGAACACGGAUACAUGGAAACCCAGACUGUGAUGAUGUAGUUGGGUUCUCGGGGGAUUUUGGGAGCGGCGUUGGAUGGGAGGAUGAGGAAGAGAAAGAGACUGAGGAAGCUGGAGAAGAGGCUGAAGAAGAGGAAGGAGAGGCAGACGAUGGAGGCUACAUAUGGUAGAAGCAAAGAAGAGCACAGUUUGGCCGGGAAGCUGGCAGCAAGGCGUGACAGCAGACUCAAAGGAGAUAAACAGCUUAAUGAGAUGAUCAGGAAACACAGUUGAAUGUAACUUACUAUAGUAGAAAAAGUGUGUGUGCGCAUGUACGUGUGUGUGGAUACUUGGAGUGCUAUUUACAACGCCCCUGGGACACCCUGCAUUCUCCCAACAUAGCAGAAAGCACCACUGUAGCAAAGCAAAAGUAAAAACCAGUCUGUAAUGUUUGUUCAGGUGAGAUCUUUUGUUCCACUUUUAGAUCUGCAGCACAGAUCCCCAGUGUGCACAUGCUCACACAUGCCUGUACCCACAUGCAUUUUCACAGCUAUGUUAACCACUGAGUAAAAACCCGCCAGUAAUUAAUACCUUGCCAUAUAAAUCUGGCUGCUGAAACUGCACGCUGCAGACACCUUGGAAUAUCACAGGAGAGUUCCCCAGUCUGCAUUGUAGCACAUAUACUGCCAGGGUUUGAAUGACAAACUGUACUAGUGUGCAGACCUUCAUUUGCCUAAAGUUAAGAUGAAGAAUUGUAUUGCCACAGUUCCGAUGCAGGGCUGUACUCAGUGUGGGUGUGAUGGAAUUGUCCUGUGCCUGUUUAAGAUGCCUGUUUCUUGGGGGAAAAUUAACCUAGAAAGGUAUUGCAUCUUGCUGUUGAAAAGCAAUGCUCUUGUGGGACAUCAGUGACUCUUUCGGUCCCUGUGAGUGUUAAUGCUUUGUGCCAAACUGAUUGGUCAUAAAUGAAUUCUGCAUCAUCUUCUAGUGACACAGAAAAAGGGAUUAGGUACUUAGACUUGCAGACCGUUUUAAUCGUGGAAGCAAAGUUUUGAUCAAUGAAUUUAAUAACCUUUUUGACCUUGCAUGAUGAAAAAAACUGAAUUGUCAGAUUUGUUAAAAUAAGAGCCCAAGAAAACCUGUCCUGUACCCACUUCCUUCCCUCCAUCCCCUUUUAUCCAAUUUCCGGCAGUCAGAGAUUUAGGGAUACUCAGCGCAUGGGGUUGCAUCCCUGAUCAUCUUGGUUAACAGUCAUCAGUGGUUUCUGGAGAAAGCAUAGCCUUGCAGCUGGUACAUGUGGGGCAAACCUUGAACUAACAGGAUCAACUAGGCACAUGCUGUUCUAUGAAAACUGGAAAGCCUGGCUGGAAUUAAUUGAGAUCGGUAGUGCCCAAAAGCCGUCACUAUAUGAUACUCAUGAAUGGGGCCAGGUGAAAUAUUUUGGUGUGACAGCCCAUCUAUUAGGGAGGAGGGUUCAGUGAUUACAGGUGAUCACAUAGACCGUAGCUUUGUCUUGUCCAAAGCAUUUAUUGAGGAAUUUUGUGUAAGAUGUGUUGUGGGCUUCAAAAAACUCUUACAUUAUUUUAUCCUGCAAAGCUGGGAGCUGCUUAGCCCAUGAGAACUGUCCAUAUAGCUUAUUGAAACCAUUGUAAUUCCAGUCUCAAUUUCCAUGAUCAGUCCCAGGAAGCCUCCGUAUAGCAGGAGACCAGAUGAGGGAAUAGUGGCAACAUUGCUCUGGUUCACUUCUUUCCCUGUUCAUGGAAUAUGCUGCCACUUCACCCUGACAGAGAAGGGGAAACAAACUCUGAAAGGUCAGUUUCUUUUUAAGUUGAAGAGAGCACUUUCCUUCCCCUCUAAAAGACCAGUCAUGUACUGAACGCAAAUAAUGAUGGUACCAGUGUGUUUUGUUUUUAUUCUCUCUGGAAGACACCUUUAGUUUCUUUCUAAUCUGUUUGUGUGUCAGUCAGAGGGUAUUUUUGGUCACUUCUGAAUGGUCUGUUAGUCACUGGAUGACUGAAAAGCUCUGAUGUGCUGGAGAAGUCAAUACUUUAGAUUUUACUAUUGAACAACAAGCUCCCCAAGAACCCAUAUUUAAAGGUAGGAGUACAGGUUAGUGGGGCAUAGGAAGUGAUUUGAUGCGGAGCAUCGGGAGGCAUUGCAACUGAAGAUGAAGAAAGACCUGAAAAUGACAUUACUUCCAUGAAAGAAAAGCCAGCUCCCCGUGCCUGGUCCAGUCACCCAUUAUCUUCAGCACAGCUGCCAGGGUCUCAGAAUGGGUGGCUGCUCUUGGCUUAAGAAGAUUGGCUUUUUUUUUUUUUGGAUGGAGACAGAGCGAGCACACACAGAGGCACAGUACCCGUGCACAUCCUAUUCCCAGGAAGUCAAUGGAAGUUAGGAGAGUGUCUUAACUGAAAGCUGGAUCGGACCAAAGCCAUGUUAAUUUCAGUUUGGUGGAAUGGUCCCCUCAGCACUCACAUGCCAAUAUUGUAUGUGUGGCCCUGUGGGCAUCUGGGUGUGUGCCUUGAAGUCCGUGCAUGUGUGUGCAGUGUAAAUGUGUGUCCCAGUGCAGAGAGAGAGAGAGAGGGUGGGGCUGUGUGGCACAACAGCGGGAGCCAGCUUGGCUUACACUGAGCACUCAUGUGACAUUAAGCCUAAUAGGCUGCACUGGAAGCUCAAUGUGCUACUGCAUAGUCUUUAAAAAAAUUAAAAAGCUAAAAUCCCAAUAAGCCCAAAUAACAUGCUUGCAGUGAUUCACUGUUAUGUAGCCAGCUGUGACAAUAAAUGCACCUUGCUGUGUGGAACACUUUA
Molecule: messenger RNA, 4057 nt
Organism: Pelodiscus sinensis (Chinese soft-shelled turtle)
Lineage: Eukaryota; Metazoa; Chordata; Testudines; Trionychidae
Source: RefSeq, a predicted model, not a curated record